Pogona vitticeps (central bearded dragon) is the source of this 3440-nucleotide messenger RNA. NCBI's taxonomy places the organism in Eukaryota, Metazoa, Chordata, Lepidosauria, Squamata, Agamidae. The record is from RefSeq and is a predicted model, not a curated record.
CUCCUCCCCCCCCCCAAGGUAACGUCCCUCUUCCAACAUGCCCGAGCAGAUCAGCGUCUCGGAGUUCGUGGCCGUGACGGCGGAGGAUCUGAGCGCGCCGGCGGCGUCGAGCUUCACCUCCAAAAUGCAGAAGUGCCGCGGGGCGGUGGUGCCCCUGGAAGAGAGCUUGGAAGGGGAUCAAGCCAUUCUCCAGCGGAUCAGAAAAUAUAUGAAAGCAAUUCACGCUUCUGGACUCAUACAUGCAGAGAACGAGGAACAAUACACCGAGACUCUUGAAAGCUUCGGCAACAACCACCUCUCGCAGAGCAAUCAUGAACUUUCUACAGGCUUCCUGAAUCUGGCUGUCUUCACCAGGGAAGUUACGGCUCUUUUCAAAAACCUGGUGCAGAAUUUGAACAAUAUUGUCUCUUUCCCACUGGACAGCCUGUUGAAAGGGCAGCUUAAAGAAAGCCGGCUGGAUUCCAAGAAACAGAUUGAAAAGGCCUGGAAGGAUUACGAGACCAAAGUAGCAAAGCUGGAAAAAGAGAAGGAGCGGGCCAAGAUUUCUGGAGUUGUCCCGGUAGAACCCUCAGCAGAAAUUACUGAGGAUCUGCAGAAGGAGCGCCGCGCUUUCCAAUUUCAGAUGUGUGAGUACCUUCUGAAAGCUAAUGAGUGCCAAACAAAGCAAGGGCCAGACUUCCUCCAGAGCCUUAUCAAGUUCUAUCAUGCACAGCACAACUUCUUCCAAGAUGGUUGGAAGGCAUCUCAGAACCUCUAUCCAUUUAUUGAGAAGCUAGCAGCAUCUUUACAUGCACUUCAUCAGGCUAAAGAAGAGGAAGUGAAGCAGCUCACUCAGAUCCGUGAUUCUCUCCGAGGCAUCCUGCAGCUGGAGAGCAAAGGAGAAAACCUCAAUAGGAAGAAUUCCGGCAGUGGAUACAGUAUCCACCAGCAUCAAGGAAACAAGCAAUACGGAACUGAGAAGUCUGGCUUUCUGCACAAGAAAAGCGAUGGGAUUCGGAAAGUGUGGCAGAAGAGAAAAUGCGGCGUCAAGUAUGGCUACCUCACCAUCUCACACAGCACAAUAAACCGACCUCCUGUAAAGUUAAAUUUGUUGACCUGCCAAGUGAGGCCUCAUCCAGAAGAUAAAAAGUCCUUUGAUCUCGUAACACACAACCGAACGUACCACUUCCAAGCAGAGGAUGAGCGAGAGUGUAUUGUGUGGGUGUCGGUGCUUCAAAACAGCAAGGACGAGGCUCUCAGCAAUGCUUUCAAAGGGGACUUGGGAGGCUCUGUGCCUUCAGCGGGAGGUGUGGCUGACAGUGGGCUACAGGAACUCACCAGGCUAAUUAUUGGCGAGGUGAAGAACAUGCCAGGCAACAGGCAGUGCUGUGACUGUGGCGCUCAAGACCCCACUUGGCUAUCGACCAACCUUGGCAUCCUGACAUGUAUUGAGUGUUCGGGCAUCCACCGUGAGUUGGGGGUUCACUACUCCCGCAUCCAGUCCCUGACAUUGGAUGUUCUCAGCACAUCUGAACUCCUGCUGGCAGUCAGCAUAGGAAACACCAAAUUUAAUGAAGUAAUGGAGGCAACCUUGCCAACACAAGACAGUCCAAAGCCCACCUCCAGCAGCGAUAUGAAUGCUCGGAAGGAAUUCAUAAUGGCCAAGUACAUGGAGCGCAAAUAUGUUCAUAGAGCUGGCAGGGAUGAGCCAUGCUAUCUCUGGGAAGCUAUCCAGAGCAGAGAUCUCUUGGCCCUGCUUCAGGCUUUUGCAGAGGGUCACGAUCUGUCCAAACCUCUGAUCACUCCAGAUGGUCAGGAACAAGGUGAACGGGCUCUGCAUCUCGCUGUUCGCUAUGCCAGCAAGAGCUCCCUGCCACUUGUGGACUUCGUCAUUCAGAAUGGGGGCAAUCUGGAUAAGCCCACACCAGAAGGAAACACAGCACUACACUAUGCAGCCCAAUGCAAUCAGCUGAACUGUAUCAAAUUGCUACUGAAAGGGAAGGCCUCUAUACAUGCAGUAAAUGCAGCAGGUGAAACACCGCUGGACGUGGCAAGAAAGUACAAGCAUGCUGAAUGUGAAGACCUGCUGGAACAAGCCCAGGCAGGGAGAUUGGCUUCACAGAUCCACGUGGACUUCAACUGGGAAGCCUCUCAGGAGUUUUCUUAUGACAGUGAAGAUGAACUGGAUGAGAAGGUGAGUCUGCUGCAGCAGUCUUUCAGAUCCACAUCAUCUCCAACUACAGCCCAGCCUGCCCUGUUCCCUCCAAACAGGUGGAGCUGCACAGGCAUGGACAUCAGCAAUGAGACCUAUGAGACUAUCCUAGUCCCCCUGCAGCCUGGUCAGCACAGCUCAAAUGGCAAGAAGACCCCACCACCAUUGCCAAUCAAAAACCCCAGCAGAGGGAGCGGCAAGACAAAACCAGACUUCUCUGAGCCAUUGCCUCAGUCUCCAGAGGCUGCUGAUGUUUGGCACUCACCCACUUCCAGUGUCAUUGGAGCAGGGGAUGGUGUCACAUUCAGACAACCAUCCAUCUUCCAUAACUCAGUGGAAGUCAAAGGCACAGCGUAUUGGGAAACAUGUUCUGAAAUGGAGAGUGGAUUACCGCAGAGAAGAUCAGAAGCAAACCAGGUGUCUCCUGAACAAGUAACAGCAGUCAAGUUCAGUUCCGAGAGUACCCGAUCCUACCGACGGAUCAGUAGCGGCUCCAUGGGGAAAUCUUCCAGCUGUCCACUUUCCCCACAGAGCUCUGGCUGGCCAGAAGAGCAGCCCUCCUGCAAGGCGCCCACACAGAUGCAAAACCCACCCCCUGUUCCUAUGCCAAGAAGGUUUGCUCCGGCCAAAGGACGACCAAAGCGAGUGAUGGCCUUAGCCGACUGCCGGGGGGGCAAAGCCCGAGAUCUGACUUUCUCCAAGGGUGAGGUGAUUGUCGUGACACGGGAAGAGGACGAACAGAGUUGGAUUGGCUUCAUUGAAGGUGAUGGCACAAGAACAGGUGUUUUCCCCUCCAGCUUUGUUCAUCCUUUACUGGACUGAGGGGGAAGCAGGGCAAGUUCUUUGUAUUCAUUCUUCAGAUGGAAAAGUAUCCUGGCCUGGUGUAUGGACAUACACAUUCUGGCUCCUUUGAGCCUGUUUUUCUUAGAAUGCCACCUUGCUUAAUCCAUUUGUGACAAAUGUCACUAGCAAGACGUCACGGAGGAGUCUGACAUUUCUGACUGUUUUCUACUGGACUAGAAGAAAGGGUCACGUAUACUGUCAAGGUGGGAGCGCAUCUCAUACAUGUUUCCCAGAGAAUUUCAUUUUGGUCCUUUUAAUUCUAAGGAAAGCCAUCUGAGGCAUUGUGAUAGUAGCUUCUGAUAAGGAGCAGAGACGUCACGCCGUUGGAUUUCGCCCUCAAGAAUCAUCUAAAUUUCCCUUCUGUUCUUGGGUGCAUCAUACUUUGUAACAUGCAGUGAUUUUACAA